Molecule: messenger RNA, 219 nt
Organism: Racocetra fulgida
Lineage: Eukaryota; Fungi; Glomeromycota; Glomeromycetes; Diversisporales; Gigasporaceae
Source: the annotation of a GenBank genome assembly
GCUAAUAAUAACGUUGUGGUUAUUUACAAUGAUUUUGGAAGUAAUGAAAGACUUAAAGAUGCCAUCAAACAUUAUGACCCGAUAAUUCAUGAAGAUUUUGGAAGUAAUGAAAGACUUAAAGAUGCCAUCAAACAUUAUGACCCGAUAAUUCAUAAAUCAAUCCCACAUAAUUCAGGUAUUUCCAAACAUAGACGCCAAAGUAAAAUCGGCAUACGUGAG